UUGUUUCGUAUAUUCUAUAUGUCUGAAAUAGUCUGAAUACGAAUGUUUCUGAACGACAAAAAUCACGGGAACAGCAAGUUGUAUUAUGGCGGCAAAUUUAAAAAUCGUUUGAGAACCAUUGUAUCUUUCUGUGUUCAUAGGUCUUUCUCUAUUUCUCUGUUAAUAGGUAUUGAAAGUUAAAUUAAGUACAAUUUGAAUAAUUUCUACACAAUAUUUGAACAAUGUUUUGUGAAAACGAAAGUGUCGAGUCAAUAAAAUCGAAACUGAAAUCUGUAACUAAACAAAAAUUGGCAAAAGAAAGAGAGGUUUUAAAACUGCGGAAUAAAGAACGAUCGCUUAUUGAAGAGCUUAACACAACGAGAGCUGAAGGAGAUUACAUAACAGAGCAAAUAGAGGUAGUAAAAAACCAGAUUACUCAGAGCAGGCACCAGAUAUCAAUGAUUGAUAUUUGCACGGUAUCUGAAGAUUUGAAAAUAGAAACACAUAAGUCUACCAUGAACGCACAUUUGGCAGGUUUUCAAGAAAUGUUUGAUAAAGAGCAGAGAGAAGUUGAAUAUCGUAUAAAACAACAAAAAGACAAGGAGGCUGAACUUCUUGAGCUACAACGGCAGAAGGAAUGUCAGAUCGCCGAGGAAAAAGCGAGGCAACAGCGGGAGGCGGCGGCCAUUGAAGAGGAAUGCGCUGCGAUUGAACGGGAGUGCGCUGUGCUUAAAAAAAGAAACACCGCAAUAAUGCUGAAGUUACGAAAAAGAUUACUGGAGGCUGAAAAUACAAGACGUGAAGUUAUGAAGCGUAAUUCGCAAAUACAACAGGGAAACUAAGAAAUAAUUAUACAAUGCUUGUUGAUACACCUUAUUCACAAUAAAAAAUACACCAAAAAUUUAAUAAGUUACGUUUUAUUGAUUUUAAAUUCAGAACACUCAUAAUCGAAUAACAUUCAGAAAUGUCUAAAUAACAAUUAUAAUAAUUAGAAAAAAAAUUGAAAUUGACCAUCAAUAAACAUUUAAAAGAAAUUAAGCCAAGGGCCACUUUUCCCCCACAACUGGAUGUUUUGAUAUAAAAUGUAGGUUGCAUUAUUAUA
Messenger RNA from Trichoplusia ni (cabbage looper), 1081 nucleotides. Its product is annotated as inner centromere protein A-like. Bases 222 to 821 code for a protein of 199 amino acids. The transcript is spliced from 5 exons. Lineage: Eukaryota; Metazoa; Arthropoda; Insecta; Lepidoptera; Noctuidae. The record is from RefSeq and is a predicted model, not a curated record.